CAAAGGGCUGGAACCUGAUUACACUGCACUCUGAGGCCUUUCUAGCCCAGGUGAGCCAGCUCCUACUCUGUCCCCCGCAGGCUUCAUGUGGAUACUGGCACUAGGUGGGGUUUUCCUGGCAGCUGCCCAGGCCUGUAUCUUUUGUCGCCUCCCAGCCCAUGACUUGCCAGGCCGUCUGGCUCAGCUCACCAGCCAGAUGGAGCCCCAUUGGAAGGAAUGGGCCUCCCCAGACUUUUCAGCCUUUGCCUUAGAUGAGGUGACAAUGAACAAAGUCACAGAGAAGACUCACAGAGUCCUGAGGGUCAUGGAGAUCAAAGGGUCCAUUUCUUCCCUCCCUUCAUACUGGCAGUGGCUGCAAAAGACCAAGAUCCCUCAGUACAUCAGGGAAGCUCUCUGUGCCCCAGCCUGCAGGGGCAGCACUACUCUGUACAACUGCUCCACCUGUGAGGGCACCAAGGCGUCCUGUUGGCCCCGAAAACGCUGCCUCCCAGAAACCAUCACCUCCAGGCAGAAGGUGACUUGUGAAGAUGCUGACAACUUCCCCUCCUCCAGUUCUAAGGAGUGUGUACCCACAAUUUCCACAUCCUUUGGGGGACUCAGCCAUUCCUUAAUCCCAUUUCCAAAGACCCAAUCUUCCAGACCCUACAACCUAGAUGUUCCAAGACCAAUUCCAGCAUCAGAUGGCCUCCAGAAAUCCAGGCACCCACAUCUGGAAAGUUUCUGCCCCACUGGCCCUCGACCAAUCUGACAGGGCAGUGGGCCAUGCCAGGAAAUUAUCUACAGAAGGAAAGAAUCCCCUGCACGCACCUCCCCCAUCCCACACCCCCUCUGCCCAUUCCCGGAAAGCAGGGCCUGUCUACCCCAGAACUGCCUCUGGGCCUUCCCAUGACUGAUUGGGAAUCCGGGAAUAAGAGUUCUGGAAAACUCCCUCCUUCUAGGGUGAGACCACAUCAGUCAGCCCACUGGCACGCUGUCUGUCCAUUGUAUUAACACUGUGCAGCCCUGGCCUCCUACAGAGGCCUCCCUCCUGCAGGGCCCGAGUAAAACUGCUGUUCAAUGC
Messenger RNA from Fukomys damarensis (Damara mole-rat), 1060 nucleotides. RefSeq names its product transmembrane protein 95 (gene Tmem95). Gene Ontology annotation, cellular component: acrosomal membrane; sperm plasma membrane. Gene Ontology annotation, biological process: fusion of sperm to egg plasma membrane involved in single fertilization. NCBI's taxonomy places the organism in Eukaryota, Metazoa, Chordata, Mammalia, Rodentia, Bathyergidae. The coding region runs from base 86 to 748 and encodes 220 amino acids. The transcript is spliced from 6 exons. The record is from RefSeq and is a predicted model, not a curated record.